Asterias rubens (European starfish) is the source of this 4530-nucleotide messenger RNA. RefSeq names its product double-stranded RNA-specific adenosine deaminase-like. Gene Ontology annotation, biological process: adenosine to inosine editing; RNA processing. The coding region runs from base 1 to 3480 and encodes 1159 amino acids. The record is from RefSeq and is a predicted model, not a curated record. Gene Ontology annotation, molecular function: double-stranded RNA adenosine deaminase activity; double-stranded RNA binding; tRNA-specific adenosine deaminase activity. Gene Ontology annotation, cellular component: cytoplasm; nucleolus. NCBI's taxonomy places the organism in Eukaryota, Metazoa, Echinodermata, Asteroidea, Forcipulatida, Asteriidae. The transcript is spliced from 9 exons.
AUGUCUACAAAAGACAGUAAAUCCAACUGUAAGAAGAGUUAUCCCGUUCGUCGAAGUUUGAGACUGCAGCCGAGAAAGACGGCGACAAACGAGAAGAAAACGGCGGGGUCUGUGAGAGCCAAGAUGGCUGCCCACAGCAGUGACCUCAGAGAAAAGGUCAUCGGUAAGCUGCGUGACAACAAUGGACCAAUGGAAACCCUCGCCCUUGCCCGCUCCUUGGGCUUGAACACACGGAAGCAGAUUAAUCCAACGCUGUACAAAAUGCAACAGCAGGGCACCAUCUUAAAGGUGUCAGACUCCCCACCCAAGUGGGGUCUCAAACACGAGGUCACGCUGGGUCAUGAAUCUUUGGUCACAGGUCAAAAUUCACCCCUGCAUAGUUCCCACAUGCAGUGCGACAUGAAUGAAACGGAAGACGACUUGCCUAGUUUGGAAUAUGUAAAUAAUAUCGGAACGGGUGAAAGCGCCCAACAAGGGAUGGAUGGUUCCUUUAAUCUGCAUAAUGACGCUGUCUCGCGACACACCUCAGAUAAAAGGAUGUACCAUCAAGACGAGCGCACAGUGCAAUAUAAAUCCUCCCCCAUGAGAGAUAAUGAGCAAGGCCCACUCUGCUAUGGAGCAGCACCGGCAGCUGCCUACACUAAGGGUGAUUCCAUUUCAGAGAUGGGUGCGAGAGGGAGUCAAGCUGACUUGUACUGCGCACCUGGUAGCAACGACGUACAGAUGGGUCCUGCCCCGUCCUCAUCCAGUUCCAGCGAUGAUAUGGAGAGUUUGGACCAACACGACGGAGUCAGCAAUGGGCUUCCAAAUACGCCGACCAUUGCAGAGGCUAUCGAGUUCCUGAAGCCUUCCAUAGCGCAGCCAGAGAAUAGAAACAACAUGAACUACAAGUUGCUGUCCGCACUCUGCCAACAGAAGGACCCCAUCCACUCCAAUGAGCUGGCGAAGCUUGUUGGUUAUCGAUCCAAGAAGGACAUCAACCCGACCUUGUUCGGGAUGCAGAAGCAAGGUCUUGUCAGAAAAGUAUCAGAAUCACCUCCUCUCUGGGUGGUAACACACCAUGGGAGGCAGUCAAUGGUGAGUGGGGAACCAUCUGGCCAGCCACAGGGACAGCAGCGCCAGUUUCCAAAAUCUCAGGGCGGGGUCUCUGGGAGUUCCACACAGCAGCGCCAGACACAGCAUCUGCAGCAGCAACAGCACCAGCAGCAUCAGCAGCGGCAGUACCAGACAUCCCAGCACAGGAACAUGAGAGGUCCUCCCACGACAAACAGCAACCAGUCCUGGCAGUCCGGGUGGGUACCCCCGACACCAGCUACCCUGAUUCAGGGUAACCACAACGAUAGAUUCCAAGGAAAUACAAACGGCCCUAGUAUGCAGAGGCCAGGAGAUGGUUUCCACGAUGACAAUGCCUGGAUGAUGGACCAGGAGAGCCAGUCGCAAGACUCUACAGAAUCAAAUGGUGCAAUACCACCUUCUGCACCCAGUGAGUUUGAGUCUUACCAAGACCAGCAACACCCACCGAUUCCUCAAUAUGAGAGCAGAGGAUCCCCUCAACCAAACAGUGACCUGGCUGAGCAAAUCCAAAAGGCUCUGUCCAGCGGGGAUCCCUUAUCAACGAUGGACAUCGCUCUCGCCAUCGGAUGCAAAAAUGCGCGAGACAUCAAUCCGACAGUUUACACCAUGCAACGAAACAAGCUCCUAGAACGAGUGAAAGAUUCUCCUCCAGUCUGGAAGCUGUCUUCGGCCGGAAUGGAACUUGCAAGGAGCAACACUUCGCCUGACCUCACUGCAGCCGGCAGACCCCCUCCAAGUCCCCAAGAGCUUUUCCAAAAGAACACUAGCUGGAGAACUAGUAACAACGGCCAGGCAUCCGUUCCAAAUUUCCACGCUCAGAGUGCCGGCAACAGUCAAGCAAUGGUGCCGUCCCACAUGGCAAAGGGCCAAUCUCCUAUGGUGACCCAUAGUAGCGGACCUGUUGCUUCCCACAAUGCAGCUGGGGCAACAAUGAGUAGCGAAAUGUUUGGUGCUAUCAAUAAGAACCCGAUCAGCGCGCUUACUGAGUACGCCCAGUCCAGGCACUUACCGGUCACUAUCGAGAUGGUCAACCAACAAGGACCUCCUCAUAAUCCAAGGUUUACAUUCUGUGCUGUCGUUGGCAACAAUUACUUCCCCCAAAUCACCAGCCGAAGCAAGAAAGAUGGCCGCCGGGAAGCUGCGGAUAUCGCGCUACGGACCCUGAUAGCAGAGGGAAGCUACCAGCCGAAAAUGAGUACCGGCCCACUUGAAGCGUCCUCAGGUGGCUCGACCACAUUCUAUGACCACAUGGCCGGUUUGAGUCAUCAAGCAUUUAAUUCCAUAGCAGCAAGUAUACCCGAUAACAUCAGUGGGCGUAAAGUACUAGCUGCAUUGAUCAUGAAGACAGGAGAGGCAGACAAGGGGAGAGUCAUCAGCCUUGGAACAGGUAACCGAUGCGUUACGGGUGACAUGUUAAGCUUAGAGGGUGGAACAGUCAACGAUUCUCAUGCAGAGAUCAUCACCAGACGGGCUUUCUUAAGGUAUCUGUACAACCAACUGACAGACUUCAAGCAAAACCCGGAGAACACGAUCCUGAGCGAGAGGUCACCGGGUCAGUUCAGGGUCAAGCAAGGUGUGACCUUUCACCUCUACAUCAGCACGGCACCCUGCGGUGACGGGGCGCAGUUCUCUCGGACCGAUGCCGGGGAGAACGCAGAGGGCCCCGAGGGACUAGAGCUGACUGGGCAUGCUCAGCAUCUACCGACAUUCGGAAAGAAUAUACAGGGGCUGCUCCGAACAAAAAUGGAAUACGGUGAAGGCACAAUUCCAGUGGACUCCAGCCAUCCAGUGCAGACAUGGGACGGCAUCAUUAGAGGAGAGAGACUCCGCACUAUGUCAUGCAGCGAUAAGGUGGCAAGAUGGAACAUCCUUGGCCUCCAGGGGGCGCUUCUAAGUCACUUCAUCGAGCCGAUUUAUCUUAGCUCUGUAACACUAGGUUCCCUAUACCACCACGGCCAUUUAUCUCGCGCCACCUGCUGCCGUCUGAGCCACUCCUUGGAGACUCAAGAGUUGACCACAUCCCUACCUUCCCUCUACCGAAUCAACCACCCCCAACUGGGCUGCGUCACGGCGUUUGACCCUCCUAGGGGUACCGAGAAGACUAAGGCUCUCAGCAUCAACUGGUUCGUUGAAUGCCCGGGGCCGGAGGUAACAGAUGGGACCAAAGGAAGGAUUCAAGGUGUGGUACCCUCCCAGCUAUGCAAAUCCACUCUCUUCACAGAGUUCCAGCGAGUCGCCCAGCUCUACGGCAGAGAUGACCUCCUCCAGGCCAAGACGUACCACGACGCAAAGGGGAUGGCGGCAGAUUUUGAGACGGCUAAGAAGUAUAUGAAGGAGAGCUUCAAGAAAGGGGGCUAUGGAGUGUGGAUCGAGAAGCCGGUCGAAGAGGAACUUUUCUCAUUGUGAUGAGGGUCAAUAUCGCUAAGCAUGAAUGAAUGGAAAACAUUAUCAUACAUUGUAUUUUCUAUGGGGUUUCAGCGGAUAAACAUUUUAGCUGAGCAGGUUUUGUCUAUUUGGGGUUGUUGUUCUCAAGCAAGAAAGGAGGCUUCAGAUCAAGAAACCUGUUGAAGAGGAUUCUGUUCUCAUUGUGAUCAGGGCUAAUAUUGCUUAGAAACCUGUCGAAUAGGAACUUUGAUGAGGGCUGAUACUGCUGAAUGAAAAGCGUUAACAUGAAAUGUAUUUUCAGCAGAUAACUUAUUUCAGCUUAGCAGGGUAUUUUGCUUAGCAAUUAAGUAGGCGAAGCCGUUUUUAGAUUGAGAAAUCUUAUGCAGAGGAACUUUUCUUCUUGUAAUCAGGGUCUAUGAUUAUUGAGUCCCGUUGUUGCUUAGCAUGAAUUAAGCAUUUACACACAAUUUUGUUUCUAUGGGGUUUCAGCAGAUAACGCUUCAGCUUAGCAUUUUUUUUUUCACUUUGCAACAAAGUAGGCUAUAAAGCGGUGUCUUUUGCAAAGUCCCAUUGUCGCUUAGCAUUUAUAACAUAAAAUCAUUGACACGCAGUGUAUUUUGCAUGGGGUUUCAGCAAAUAACCUGUUUCAGCUUUACCAGCAGGUCUUUUUUGCUUAGCAACAAAGUAGGCUAAGCAUAUAUAGCCUUUUUCAGAGGAGCUUUUCUCAUUGUCGUCAGGACCUAUUUCAUCUUAGCAGGUUUGUUUGGUUUUUGCUUAGCAAGAAAGGAGGCUAAGCAGUGUUUUCCUUACCAUGGUCAAUAUUUAUACACUCCAUAUAAUGUUUUGUAGACUUCUUGUAUGAUGUAAGCUCGGACUUCAAAUCUAUCUCGGUUUUUGUACAACUUUAUAGAAUCAUGUUUUCUCUCUUAUGGUUGUAUCUACAAUUUUGAACUUGCUUAAAAAUAUAGAUAGUGAUUGGAGGAUUGUGUAACUUUCCAUGUAGUAAUAAUAAUAACCCGUUUUUAUAUAGCACUUUUCACACCCGUAGGGCGUCCCAAAGCGCUUCACAUU